Molecule: messenger RNA, 1086 nt
Organism: Colletotrichum tamarilloi
Lineage: Eukaryota; Fungi; Ascomycota; Sordariomycetes; Glomerellales; Glomerellaceae
Product: aorsin precursor
Exons: 1
Coding region: 1-1086 (361 amino acids)
Biological process (GO): proteolysis
Molecular function (GO): tripeptidyl-peptidase activity; serine-type endopeptidase activity
Source: RefSeq, a predicted model, not a curated record
AUGAAAUCCAUAAACGGUGGUUACUGGCAGGACGAGCUUCAAGGAACAUACGUAAAUGCCGAGGCCGACCUCGAUUUUGAAUACAGUAUGGCCUUGACAUACCCUCAGCCAGUCAUCAACUACCAAGUUGGUGAGAAGUGGCAGACCGGGACGCUGAACGGGCUCAUCGCGGCGUUUGACGGUUCAUAUUGCGACGCAUGGAACUCCUCUAUUGAUGGUGUAUACCCCUCUCCUUCGGAUGAUGGAUAUCAAAAGGCCCACGACUGCGGCACAGUCCGUCCAGCUAACGUUGUGUCCAUUUCCUAUGCCUGGAAUGAAGUCUCUUUUCCGAAGGCAUAUCUCCGAAGGCAGUGUCUCGAGUUUCUUAAGCUCGGUUUGCAGGGUGUCAGCGUCAUAUCGGCUUCGGCAGACUGCGGUCCGGCGGGAACAGGAUGUUCUUGUCUUGACCCUUCUACUGGCCAAGCAUUGGGCCCGCUGUCGACAUAUGGCAAUUUCAACCCCGUAGUGCCAGCUUCGUGCCCAUACGUUACCUCUGUCGGUGGUACGCAAAUUCGCGCAAAUGGCUCUGUCUACGAUUCCGAGGUCGUCUUUCGUCAUUCCAGUGCCACACAUAUCAGCUCUUCUGGGGGCGGGUUUAGCAAUCUCUUUGACGCACCAGAAUAUCAGAAGGACGCAAUUGAUCAUUACUUGCAACGCCCAGAUAUCAAUGAGCGCUUGCAGAACUUGACGGGGAAGUUCAAUCCACUGGGACGUGGGGUCCCCGAUGUAUCAUCCAACGCGGCUAAUUUCGUUGCCGCCAUCAACGGCCAAUUGAUGACUGUCUUUGGGACCUCCGCAUCAGCGCCAGUUUUUGCUUCUAUUCUCACGAAGAUCAACGAUGCGCGCCUACAUGUCGGGAAGAGACCCGUAGGCUUUGUCAAUCCGGUUCUCUAUUCUCAUGCAACAGUCAUGACAGAUAUUGUGGAGGGCUCGAACUAUGGCUGUGGUGUUGAAGGAUUCCACGCGGGACCAGGCUGGGACCCGGUCACCGGUUUGGGAACGCCUGACUACAAGAAACUCCUCACUUUGUACUUAGAUUUACCUUGA